Messenger RNA from Gekko japonicus, 2235 nucleotides. It is a transcript of the gene LRRC40, whose product is annotated as leucine rich repeat containing 40. NCBI's taxonomy places the organism in Eukaryota, Metazoa, Chordata, Lepidosauria, Squamata, Gekkonidae. The transcript is spliced from 15 exons. Gene Ontology annotation, molecular function: protein binding. The coding region runs from base 53 to 1873 and encodes 606 amino acids. The record is from RefSeq and is a predicted model, not a curated record.
UGCAGCAGGGAAGCUCUUGGCGGCAGCAGAAACGGCUGCGUUAGACGAUAGGAUGUCUGGCGCGCCGAGACGCGGAGCGGGAGAUUCUCUGGUCGGUUUCAGGCGGGGUGCGGGCGAUGGUGAGGCGAGCUCGGCGAAGGUGCCUCAGGGGCUGAUUCGAGCGGCCCCGAAGAGCGGCAAGCUAAACCUCUCUGGCCGGGAGCUGACCGAAGUACCUUUACAUGUAUGGCGGAUAAAUUUGGAUACUCCGGAAGAUGCCUACCAGAAUCUCUCUUUUGGUGCUGCUGAUCGGUGGUGGGAGCAAACUGAUCUUACCAAGCUAAACCUAUCUUCAAAUAAACUGACAUGUCUUUCUAAUGAUAUCAGACUCCUGCCUGCUCUCACUAUGCUUGAUGUGCAUGACAACCAACUGACAUGUCUUCCUUCUGCUAUAAGAUCACUGGAAAAUCUUCAGAAACUUAAUGUGAGUCAUAAUAAACUGAAAGAUAUACCAGAAGAGCUGACCCAGCUAAAGCAUUUGAGGAGUCUGUUUCUGGAGCACAAUGAAUUGAGUCACUUGCCAGAUGAAUUUGGACAGCUUGUGAAUUUGGAAGAGUUAGAUGUUUCCAAUAAUCAUAUUGCUAGCAUUCCUGUGAGUUUUGCUUCUCUUGCAAGCUUGGUGCGUCUCAAUUUGACUUGUAAUAAGCUGAGAAGUCUGCCAAAAGAGAUCAGUGCAAUGAAAAGUUUAAGACAACUUGAUUGCACUAAAAACUACUUAGAAACUAUACCACCUGAACUGGCCAGUAUGGCUUCAUUAGAACAACUUUAUCUAAGGAGAAAUAAAUUGCAUUACCUCCCCAGCCUUCCUUCCUGUAAAUUGUUAAAAGAGUUGCAUGUUGGUGAAAAUCAGAUUGAAGUAUUAACUGCUGAACACCUGAAGCAUCUGAAUUCCUUAUGUGUAUUGGAACUUAGAGAUAAUAAGCUAAAAUCAUUGCCCGAUGAAAUUACUUUGCUGCAGGGCUUAGAGCGGCUAGACCUGUCCAACAAUGAUAUUAGCAGGCUUCCUUAUAAGCUGGGGAAUUUGCCUCAGCUGAAAUUCCUGGCAUUGGAAGGAAACCCUUUAAGGACGAUCCGGAGGGAUGUUCUGCAAAAAGGAACGCAAGAAAUUCUGAAGCACCUCAGAAGUAAAAUACAAGAUGAUGAUGAAAUUAGUUCAAAUGGAGAAUUGUCUGUGACAGCAAUGACUUUGCCAAGUCAGUCAAAGAUCAACCUGCAUGCUAUCACUGCAUUAAAAACAUUAGAUUAUAGUGAGAAACAGGCAACUGUAAUACCAGAAGACGUAUUUAACACAGUAGGGAACAAUCCAGUAACGACUGUGAACUUCAGCAGUCAUCUGACUGAAAUUCCAGAAAGAAUUGUGGAGCUAAAAAAUUCUGUCUGUGACAUCAAUUUUGGUUUCAAUAAGCUCUCUUCUGUUUCCCUGGAGCUGUGUAUGCUUCACAGGUUGACACAUUUGGAUUUCAGAAACAACAUUUUGAUGUCCUUGCCUGAUGAAGUGGAAACACUGGCAAGACUGCAAAUUAUAAACCUUGCUUUUAACAGGUUUAAAGUAUUUCCAGAUGUUCUCUAUCGCAUCCCAACUCUUGAAACAAUCCUCCUUGCUAAUAAUCAGGUUGGAUCUCUUGACCCUUUUCAAAUAAAGAAGAUGGACAGUCUUGUUACCCUAGAUCUUCAGAAUAAUGAUUUAUUGCAAGUACCACCAGAACUUGGAAACUGCAUCAAUCUCAGGACACUUUUGCUAGAAGGCAAUCCUUUCCGGGCUCCUCGAGCAGCCAUUCUUUCCAAGGGGACAGCUGCUGUGCUUGAAUACCUAAGAAGCAGAAUUCCUACUUGACUUGUUUUAAUUUGAACUGACAUAUAUAAAAUAUCUUACCUUCUGAAGAAUGAAGACUGCUGUCCUGUGUCUAUGACCUGUUUGUUUGGAUUAGUGUGUUCUACAAAGUGCAUGUUAAGGGUAUUCCUCUAAUUCACAGAAGAUUGCUGUCUUGAAUGCAAGUGGUACAUAAACCCUGUCGAUUUGUGGAAAAUAUGAACAUGGACAAGCAGUAAAGACAUCUGUCCAGCACCUAUUGUUUUAAGAAAAAGUGCUUCUGUGGGCUGUGUCUGUGAUAUGGUUUCUACUUGUAUUUCUUUAUUCAGUUAUAGGGCAUGUAACUGGCAGAGGAUUGCUUAGUACUUUCUUAAAUGUAUGAGAUG